UUGUCUUUUUUCCCAUCGCUUUUCCUUCUCCUUCCCUCUCUCUCUCUCUCUUCUCUCUCUCUUCCCUCCAUUCUUACUCACUUGCUCUCUGACUUUUCUUUGUUUGUCAGCAAUCAUCAUCAUCAUCAUCAUCAUCAUGCGCUCCCCUGCCCCUGCCCCGUCGUUGCGCUCUGCCCGUCUGACCCCCCUCUUCCUCUGCCGCCUGUGCCUCUUCUGUCUCGCUGCGCACCACGCUGCCGCCGUCGUGCCUGGCUUCCGCACGCAAGUCACGCAGUCUGGCCUCGACUACCUCCGCUCGGUCGGUGUGCCGCUGCUCGUCGCCCAGAUUGUCGGCAUCGACAUCCCCGACAUUAGCGGCAAGACGAGCGUGGACGUGCUUGGCACCGUCUCGUACGCCCUCUCGAACAUCAAGCUGACCCAGUUCGCAGUCCCGUCCACCGCACUCACGCUGGUCCCGGGCGUGGGCAUCACGGUCGGCGCAUCCAACGCGAACGGGCACAUCACCGCCAACUGGAAGUACAGCUGCUGGGCCGCCUCAGACCAUGGCAGCGCUGACAUUUCCGUUUCGGGCAUCGCGGUGACCGUCUCUGCAGCGCUCACUGCAACCAGCGACGGACACCCCGCAGUUUCAAUGACGAGCUGCUCGGCGAAUGUUGGAUCCAUGUCCAUCGACUUCCACGGCGGCGCGUCGUGGCUGUACAACCUGUUUAGCGACACGAUUGCCGGAGACAUCAAGUCCUCGCUCAACUCGCAGCUCUGCGACCAGAUCAAGUCGGCCAUCGACACGUCCGCCAACCAGGCUCUCGCAACGCUGCCCAUCGUCGAGCCCAUCGACGACUACAGCGAGAUCAACUUUGCGCUGAUUGAAAACCCGACCUUCACCGCAACCUACCUCGACACGGCGCACAAGGGCGAGUUUUACUACAUCAAGCACCCCGUCGAGUGCCCAUUCACCCCGGCCGCAACGCCCGCCAACGUCACCAACACCAAGAUGCUCUCGGUUUGGCUCACGUCCUUCAUUGCCGACUCGGCCGGCUACGCCUACCUCGAGGCCGGCCAGCUCGAGUACACGGUGACCCCCGACCAGGUUCCGGCAAGCUUCCCGCUCCAGCUCAACACGGACUCGUUCCAGUACCUUCUGCCCCCGCUGUACAACAUGUGCCCGGGCUGCAACCUGACGCUCACCGUGAAUGCCACCACCCCCGCCGAGCUCGACAUUUCCGCCGAGACGGGUCUUUCGUUCUUCAUCUACGGCGACAUGGAGCUGGCGGUGCUGAACGGCAGCCAGUCCAUCGAUGCCUUCACCCUCAACGCGACAAUCCUGUCGUCCGGCAUUGUCGGCCUCAAGUCUGUCAACGGCAGCGAAAUCAUCUGGGGCAACGCCACCUUUGCCAGCGUCGGCAUCAGCCUGCUCGAGAGCCAGAUUGGCCCCUUCGACGUGUCCGUCCUCCAAAGCGCCGUCAACAUUCUCUGCGAGUAUGCCCUCAUUCCGCUCCUGAACGCCUACAUUAACGGCGGCUUUGCCAUCCCCACGAUCGAGGGCAUCACGUUCGUCGACCCCGAAAUCAUCCUUGGCGACGACUACAUCCAGAUUGACACCAACAUCAACUACGUUCCGACCUCUGAGCGCUCCUGGGUCACGCGUCCUUCGCGCCUUGAUGUGCCCGCGCCUGCUUUCUUCGCUCGCCCGGCUCCCGUCGUGGAGAACGUCCCUCAGCGCAUCCCCAUCGUCUAAAAAGGAUGAUGUUGAUGCUAUGAAGCUCUCUUGGGUGUAUGAAUGAACAAAAAGACAAGGCUGUCAGCUGGGGGGUCUCUUCUGGUUGCUUGUUUUUGUGUCACUUUGUUUGAGAAUACACUCACCAAUUACUUUACUAAUA
Molecule: messenger RNA, 1877 nt
Organism: Capsaspora owczarzaki ATCC 30864
Lineage: Eukaryota; Filasterea; Ministeriida; Capsasporidae
Product: LBP/BPI/CETP family protein
Exons: 1
Coding region: 137-1735 (532 amino acids)
Molecular function (GO): lipid binding
Source: RefSeq, a predicted model, not a curated record